Brachypodium distachyon (stiff brome) is the source of this 1730-nucleotide messenger RNA. RefSeq names its product glutamate decarboxylase 2. Bases 98 to 1603 code for a protein of 501 amino acids. Gene Ontology annotation, cellular component: cytosol. The transcript has 6 exons. The record is from RefSeq and is a predicted model, not a curated record. Gene Ontology annotation, molecular function: glutamate decarboxylase activity; pyridoxal phosphate binding. NCBI's taxonomy places the organism in Eukaryota, Viridiplantae, Streptophyta, Magnoliopsida, Poales, Poaceae. Gene Ontology annotation, biological process: L-glutamate catabolic process.
CGUUAUGGUUCGGACUUAGAAGGAAAUAAACAUCAGUUAACUUCAAUUAACUUGGAAGGCAGCGGCAGCGGGACGAAGCUGACACGGAUCGGAGGCAAUGGUUCUGGCGCAUGUUCAGAGUGACGAGGCGGCCGCGUCGGCCGCCGUGUUCGCGUCGAGGUACGUGCAGGAGCCGAUCCCGAGCUUCGAGCUCGGGGAGAAGUCCAUCUCCAAAGACGCGGCGUACCAGAUCAUCCACGACGAGCUGCUGCUGGACGGCAGCCCGCGGCUGAACCUGGCGUCGUUCGUGACGACGUGGAUGGAGCCCGAGUGCGACCGGCUCAUCAUCGAGGGCAUGAACAAGAACUACGCCGACAUGGACGAGUACCCCGUCACCACCGAGCUCCAGAACCGGUGCGUGAACAUCAUAGCGCGGCUGUUCAACGCGCCGCUGGGCGCCGCCGAGACGGCCGUCGGGGUCGGCACGGUCGGGUCCUCGGAGGCAAUAAUGCUCGCCGGGCUGGCGUUCAAGCGGCGGUGGCACAACCGGCGGAAGGCGGCGGGGAAACCCCACGACAAGCCCAACAUCGUCACCGGAGCCAACGUUCAGGUGUGUUGGGAGAAGUUCGCGCGGUACUUCGAGGUGGAGCUGAAGGAAGUGAAGCUGAGCGAAGGGUGCUACGUGAUGGAUCCCGACAAGGCGGUGGAGAUGGUCGACGAGAACACCAUCUGCGUCGCCGCCAUCCUCGGCUCCACCCUCACCGGCGAGUUCGAGGACGUCAAGCGCCUCAACGGCCUCCUCGCCGCCAAGAACAAACGAACAGGGUGGGACACUCCGAUCCACGUGGACGCGGCCAGCGGCGGGUUCAUCGCGCCGUUCCUGUACCCGGAGCUGGAAUGGGACUUCCGGCUGCCGCUGGUGAAGAGCAUCAACGUCAGUGGGCACAAGUACGGCCUCGUCUACCCCGGCGUUGGCUGGGUGGUCUGGCGCAACAAGGAGGACCUCCCCGAGGAGCUCAUCUUCCACAUCAACUACCUCGGCGCCGAUCAGCCCACAUUCACGCUCAACUUCUCCAAAGGGUCUAGCCAAAUCAUCGCCCAAUAUUACCAAUUCCUUCGACUCGGUUUCGAGGGCUACAAGAAUGUGAUGGAGAACUGCAUGGAGAGCGCAAAGACGCUCCGGGAGGGGCUCCUGCGCACGGGGCGUUUCGACGUCAUCUCCAAGGAGGACGGCGUGCCGCUGGUGGCCUUCGUCUUCAGGGGCGCCAGCGCCAGGGACGGGUCGCUGGCGUUCAAGCUGUCGGCGAGCCUGCGCCAGUUCGGGUGGAUCGUGCCGGCGUACACGAUGCCGGCGGACCUGGAGCACAUGACGGUGCUCCGCGUGGUCGUCCGGGAGGACUUCGGCCGGCCGCUCGCGGAGAGGUUCCUGUCCAACGUGCGCAUGGCGCUCAACGAGCUGGACCUGGCGGACAAGGGCCCCGUGACGAAGAUGAGGCUCACCAUCGAGCUGGGACCGGCCAGGGGCGCCGACGAGGAGGCGUCCGUCAGGGUUGUGGAGAGGGAGGCGGUGUCGGCGCACGGGAGCGUGUCGCUUGUUACCGGCAAGACGAAGGGUGUCUGCUAGUUAAUUUGCCGUCAGAUAACUAUACGCCCCUGCGCGUUUCGAUCACUCGAUUGUGUUGCAAAAUAAAUUGCAGGGAAGGAAAUAAGUGCGAACAAGCAUGAAACAUGUCACUUCGGUUUAUUAAAAA